This is a messenger RNA of Mercenaria mercenaria, 783 nucleotides long. RefSeq lists its product as uncharacterized. The record is from RefSeq and is a predicted model, not a curated record. NCBI's taxonomy places the organism in Eukaryota, Metazoa, Mollusca, Bivalvia, Venerida, Veneridae. Bases 1 to 783 code for a protein of 260 amino acids. The transcript is spliced from 2 exons.
AUGGCAUAUCGACGGUAUGAUAAAUUGAAACCGUACGGGCUGUGUAUCAACGGAGCUAUCGAUGGAUUUUCUCGUUUCAUAAUAUGGCUUGAGGUGCACAAAACAAACAGCGAUCCUAAGAUAAUUGCUGGUUAUUUUAUGAAUGCUGUGAAACAUUUGCAAGGCUGUCCAACGCGUGCUAGGUCAGAUUAUGGCACCGAGAAUGUUUACAUUCGACAGAUGGUCAUUUUUCUUAGGGGUCAGAGAGACGAACAGUUAACAAACAGCUGUUUUUUACAAGGAUCAAGUAACCAUAAUCAAAGAAUUGAGCGUUGGUGGGGUAUACUUCGAAAUGAAAAUGUUCAGUACUGGAUAGAUUUUUUCACAAUGCUGAAAAGUACUGGUGAUUUCAACGGAAGCUUUUUUGAUAAGGCUGUUCUGCAGUUUUGUUUCAUGGACUUAAUUCAGGAAGAACUUAACUCUAUAGUUAAACUGUGGAAUAACCAUCGUAUAAGACCAUCAAGCAAUCCAAACCAACCAUACGGAAGACCAUUUUUGAUGUAUCAUUGUCCUGGUAUGUUCGGCUGUCAGGAUUACCUUUGUCGUACAUCUGAAGCACAGGUGAACUUGUGUCUUGAGGAAAGUAUUCAAAAGGGAAAUGUUACAUGUGACGAAACGGUGUUUGAACUGUGUACCAUCAUCAUGUCGGACCAUAAUAUGAUGCCUGCCAAAACAGCAGACGAUGCUGCACUGCUUUACCAAUUUCUCCGACGGGAAAUAUUAAAUGAACUUCACCAGGAUUAA